Drosophila gunungcola (fruit fly) is the source of this 1969-nucleotide messenger RNA. RefSeq names its product golgin subfamily A member 6-like protein 7. The record is from RefSeq and is a predicted model, not a curated record. NCBI's taxonomy places the organism in Eukaryota, Metazoa, Arthropoda, Insecta, Diptera, Drosophilidae. The transcript is spliced from 8 exons. Bases 1454 to 1969 code for a protein of 171 amino acids.
CGAAGCAGUUCAGAACAAAGUAUUUUGGUACCAUCAAAACAGCAUCAUGUCGCUUCCAGUUCGUGUAAGGCCUCAAAGCUGAGGUCCGAGGGAAAAGUUGAAAAGCCGAGGCAGAGCCUUUAAUCGUGGCUCCGAACCCACCAGUCGCGAUACCAGUCCCAGUCGCAUCCCGACCAUCCGCAGACCCAGAUCAAUCCCGACCAGUCGCAUAACUAUCCGCAGGCUUGCGGGUGACUCGAAGAGAAACAAUUCCCGAGUUCGGGCCUCUCCCUUGGAGGCAGUAACUAGUGGCAGUGCGUGUUCCUUGCCCUUGCUUCUAGCCUCCGAGAACACAGUGGGCGAUCAUGAACGUAAACCUGAAGUGGACAAGGACUCUGUCAAGCGGAGUAAAUGUUUGCCGCGCCCAAGGGCUAAGUCGACGACGGAAGCUGUAUUCCAGCCGUUUUCGAGAAAGGAAAAAUCGCAUCACCGGGUAAUCGAGUUGAACAAGGUGCGAGGCUUGGAGAUGCAGCACAAGAAGCUGGAGAACUUGCCGUCAGAGUUAAUGCACAAAAUCCGCACCUUGGCACCCCAAAAGCUUCAAGGAGUCUACAAGUUUGUGGCCGUGGUGGUGAACGAGAAGUGCAAAGUCGUGGUUGACGCCGAAGAUCUGCACCGAUUGCCCAAGAAUCUGCCAACUGAGAGUGUCCAUGACUUAAAGGAACGCUGUCGUGCCGUGGUCGAUUCGUGCUUUAUGUUAUUCUACGAUCAUUUGCAGUUGAUACAGAAGAGCAAGGAUAAGUCCCUAAAAUCAUAUAUCCCUGACGCGUUAGUUCUAUAUUCCAUUUCCCAAAGAACCUCAAAAUGAACACCAUUGUCGAGGAGAUCGAUCAGUUGUGUGGUUCAUCCUUGAAAGGUGGGAUUUUUAACGAAAGUCUGUAUCGCGAGAUAGCUUGCUUGCGGUUGGAGAAGAAGCACAUUGAGUCUAAGUUCUUUAACAUCAAGAAGGAGCACUGCGACCAGAUGAACCAAUUGAGAUCGGAGUACGAGGCCAACCUGGCUGACGAGCUGGCCGCAUGCGAUCACACCAUCAGUGAGCUGAGAAGAGCCUGCGGCGCAGCGAGGAUGUGGUCGAGGAGCUGUCCCAGCUAGUGGCCGAGAAGAGUGCCACGCUGGCCAAUGAGGAUGGAAUCAUUGGAGAAUUGCGAAUCGAACUGGGCAAGCUUAGCAAGCUGCGAAUGCAUCACCGCCUGGAGGAGGCGCAUGUUGGACCGGACAAAGCCCGACACUUCAUUGAUAAACAGUUGGCACAGAUCGCCUUCUUGGUGGGCGAACUGAAGGAGGCACGCGAGCUCAUUGUCAAUCUGCAGCAGCGUCAGGAUUUCAUGGACAAGGGUGUCAAAAAGAAGGAUCUGGUUAUUGCCGAUCUCAAGCUGCAGAUGCGAAACCUCGAGGACCAUAAAACUUUCUCAACAUGCAGGUUAACAAUGCCUUGAAGGAGCACGCAGACUUUGACGAACUAAACGAAAAACAUAGAAAUGCUAUGAUGCAGAUAAGUGAACUAAAAGAAGCAUUAAAUAUCAAAUCCAUCGAAUCAAAGACCCAAUCUCAAGUCGAGGGUCGGUUAAACAAAGAGAUGACCAAAUUGCGGGAGAAGAUCGAUCUCGAUCAGCAGAUGCUCACCGCUCGGAACCACUUGAUAUACAGCCUGCAGAAGACCGAGCAGGAGAACCGAGCCAAACUGGACAAAAUGUACUGUCAAGUUGGCGAGAAAAACAUGCUGAUCAGUCAGGUGUACAACGAGCUGGCCUCGAAGGAGGAGGAGUCGCGCAAACUCUUCGGGAUCCUGAGUUUCAAGCAGAGGGAGGUGAGGCGGCAGGAGCAUGAUAUCCAGUUGCUGAAGGAGCAAAUAGCGCGGGGAUCUAUGGCGCUAAAAGACCAAGAGGUGCGGAUUGUCACUAUGCAAGAAGAGAUUAAACGCCUGAAGUAG